Aphanomyces astaci is the source of this 2370-nucleotide messenger RNA. RefSeq lists its product as hypothetical. The coding region runs from base 35 to 2035 and encodes 666 amino acids. Lineage: Eukaryota; Oomycota; Saprolegniomycetes; Saprolegniales; Verrucalvaceae. Gene Ontology annotation, molecular function: phosphatidylinositol binding. The transcript has 5 exons. Gene Ontology annotation, biological process: retrograde transport, endosome to Golgi. The record is from RefSeq and is a predicted model, not a curated record.
GCAGUUUUGGGUCAAGUACGGCGGCAGUGUGGUCAUGAACGCAAGCGAAGAAGAAUGGCGAGAGAUGCUGUACAACAGUGUCGAGUGUGAGCUGUGCAAUGAGCCUUACGGGGAGGCCGAAGAUCACACUCCCCGUCUCCUCAAUUGCGGGCACACGUUUUGCCACUCUUGUCUCAGUGGGUGGGCUAGCAGUGGUAGCAGCAGCAGUUCUGCUGAAAAUGGCAUCCAAUGUCCAAGCUGUCGCCGCGAAACUGUAAUUGCCCCCGAAGGACUGCCCAAGAAUUUCGAAGUGCUUCGCAUCCGCGACGAACUGGAGCAGUGGACGUCCGAGCGCCUGGCCGCGUUUCGUGUUCAAAGCGAGAAAGUGAUCGAGGAAAAGGAGAAAGCAGCGCUUGAAGCGGAAAGAGCAGCUCAAAUUGCCCAGCAGGAAGCGGAAAAGGCGGCAGAACAUGCGCAAGCGUUGCAGCGACAGGUUGCCAUCAGCACGAGGGAAAAGCAGGCGGCCAUUUCGGCGUCGGAGGCGGCCCACGCUCGCGCCAUCCAAGCGGUGGUUCGCGCGGAGGAACUUCAAAACGAGACGGAAGUCCUCAAGCGCCAAGUGGAAUGGGAUGCGGUGCAGCUACAACAAGUCAAGAAGGACGCGAGUAGCGCCGCCGCCAUUGCUGCGGACUUGCAAACCAAAGCGGACGCGUUGCAAGAGCAGGUACGCCGCCACCACAAAGCUCGUGAAUAUGAUAGUUUGCUGCAGGUCGAUCGCGUCAAGUCGCAGCUGUCGCUGCAUUCUGGCAAGCACGACCCUACUCGGAUGGUUGUGCUGGUGUGCGAGCCCAUCACGGUCGGGUCGUGGCUGCUGCCAUAUACUCGGUACACUGUGAUUUGCAUUGCCAACGAACACGGUGAGAUGGAUUCGAUGCGGGCGGCCAAGGAAUGGGCGGUUUGCAAGCCGAGCCACCAGCUCCCGUGCCUCCAGUCGGCCCAGCUGGCGUCGGUCAAGGUGUACCGACGGUACAGCGACUUUGUCUGGCUGCACCAAGCCUUGUGCGAUGCGUUUCCAGGGUUAUUUGUGCCGUUUUUGCCAGAAAAGCAUUUUUUCAAAAAUAAUGCCGACUUUGUCUCGGACCGCAUGCGGUCGCUCCAGGCGUUUCUACGCGAAGUGUUGCGCAGUCCAGACUUGAGUCGCAGCGAAGCGACGAGGUCGUUCCUGCUCUUGUCGACGGAAGAGCUCGAGAAGUUCAAAGCCAAGACGGAAAAACCCGUCGCCGACGUUGCUGUUCCGCUGCCGUCGCUCUCCAGGAGAUCGUCCUUGUCUUCGUCGUCGUCGUCGUGGUUGGCACCGGCGACCACGUCGUCGCAGUGGGCAUGGGGCGCCAUGUCCAAACUCACAUCGAAACUGGCGACCAAAGCCGGCCUCCACACGGUGGACGACACGCCCGUCGACAGCGAGCAAGCGUGGAUGCAUCUCCGGCGGAAAUCCUACCAGCAAUUGUGCGUGCUGUACCAAUCAGCGUCAGACAAGGGCGGCGUGGUGCUCAAGUUGGAGCGAAAGCAGGGCCGCGACUGGAGUAUCCUCGGUCAAGGCAUCGACCACAUGGCCCAGUUGGACGGCCGGCAGUCGGGCAUGGCGGCGGAAAUGAUGCGGUUUGGGGCCGCCCUGCGCGGGAUGCCCGACGUGGCCGAGCACGCCGUCCAAGAGACCCUUCGCAUGCACGUGCUGCACUUGGGCGCGAUCGAAGCCGCAUUUGUGCGCGUGGCGGCCAAGGAGGCGCUGGUGGCGCAGCUACAAGAGGAUGCGGCUGUGGGUCCAGAGCUGGACGCGAGUGCAAAACAAACGCUGGGGGACCGACUGCGGGACGAAUCGACCCGGUUGGAGGCGCAGCGGGCCAGUGUGGCGAGCCAGUUGAAGCAGCUGGAACCGCACCGGUCGCAGUUUGUGGCCAAGAGUGUGGCCCAGAGUUGCGCCGAUUUGUACGAGUUGUCGACCGAGGCGCGCCAAGCGUGGCAAGCGCUGCGGGAUCGGUUGAGAAGUAUCGAAUGAACAAUAUAUAUUUAUCUGGUGUUUUUUUUUUCUUGUUUGUACGCGGCGUAUGAUGGCGCGACCUGCUGCGCGUACGUCUUCAUGGACGGCAAGUCGAAGCUCACGUUGCGAUUGCCAAAGCACAGGUCGUGGUGGUUUGGGUGCGUGGGCGGGUUCUUGGUGGGAUGUCGUCGAGUCUGUUGCUGCUUGGUCGUGGCAUGCGACGACGUGCAUGAGGACGUGGCCACGUCUGUGACGGCGUCGAUGAACGACUGAACAUCGCGCUCGACGUCUUCCACGAGCAGGAUCAAGUCGUCCACGCGGCUCUUCUCGGCAUGGAGCAAGCAUUUUUGCAG